Molecule: messenger RNA, 9295 nt
Organism: Prinia subflava (tawny-flanked prinia)
Lineage: Eukaryota; Metazoa; Chordata; Aves; Passeriformes; Cisticolidae
Gene: EVC2
Product: EvC ciliary complex subunit 2
Exons: 22
Coding region: 1-3924 (1307 amino acids)
Biological process (GO): smoothened signaling pathway
Cellular component (GO): plasma membrane protein complex; ciliary membrane
Source: RefSeq, a predicted model, not a curated record
AUGCGGCGGCUGAGCCCGGGCCUGAGUUGGGGCAACGCCUGGGAAAUCUCCGCGGCGCCGUCCGCCCCCGCGGAGGGUCCGCCUGCCGCCAUGCGGUGGCCGCUGGCCGGGCUGCUGCUGGCGCUGCUCCCCGGCGGCCCCUCCGCGCCCGCUCGGCCCCGAGCAGCGGCCGCCGGGCGGGGCCCGCCCCGGGAGCCCUGCGGUCGGACUGGGGUUUUUGAAGAUGAUCUGUGGCUUCAGACUGAGAUGGGAUGCCUAGGAAUGGCAGUGUCCUUGCCUGUGGUCAGUGAGGCAAGCAAAGCCCCUCACCAGCUCUUGACCUCUGCAGCCUCGGCCAACCAGUGGAGCCAUUCGCUGUUUGCCUUGAUACCCUCGUGGACAAAGAAGGUGUUGUUCAAACGAGACUCUGACAUCAGCCACCUUCUGCCUGAAGAUGUGUCCAAUAUGUCAUUGUCUUCUGAAUUUGGAGUAACCCUUCAGAAAUGUGGUAUGGUGGAUGUUGAACAUGACCCUCAAACUGCAUAUAUUACACUUGUGAUUAAUAACACCAACACAUUGCUCUCAACAAACAUCACAGAUCUUAUCCUCCUGGACAACAUCACUGGUCUACAUGUUCAAAAAAACAGUGGGAAUAAAACCACAGAUGGCAUACAGAUUUACAGGAAAAGUUUCUUGCAAGGUGGAGAACACUUUGCAGUCAACUACUCUGCACUUCUUGAUGCAGAAGAAACGUGGCAUGGCAGGGUCUUGACACUGCCUGUGAAGCUAACUUUCAGAAGUUCAUCACAGAAUAAAACACAUCUCGUAUCAUUGACAGCAUCAUUUACUGUAACGGAAGAAGAAAAGACCAAGGUUUUAUACAGCCAUGCCAUCAGUGCUUCAGGGUUCUUCAUUGCUUUUUUCGUUUCCCUUGUGUUGACAUGUGCUGUCUUUUUCAUUGUUUACCGAACCCAAAUAUUAAAAUGGAGUUUCUGUAGUAAAAACCAGGAGAUACAGCCUGAUCUCAGCCAAAAUCACAAACUGGAGCAUUCUCAGUUUAAUUCAGGUGAUCUCUUUAGUGAAGAUAUAAUUAUGAAUGACCAAAUCAUUGAUAUUCUAUCCUUUGAAGAACCUGGGAACAUGCUUCAGGCUUUAGAAGAUUUGGAGGUUGCCAGCCUGACACGGGCAGAUGCUGAUCUGGAGGCCAAUCGAACACAGAUCUGUAAAGAAGUGAUUGCUAUGAUGCUGAGGAACAUGGUCCUAAAUCACAGCCUCCUUCCUCAUGUGGAGAAGAAGAUAAGUUCAGUUUUCGAAAAGCAGUUUCUUGCAAUGGAGAAAGAGAUUCAAGAGGAGUAUGAAAGGAAGAUGGUGGCUUUGACAGCUGAAUGUAAUUUGGAAACGAGGAAGAUGAUGGAGGCUCAGUGCCAAAAAGCAAGAGCUGCAAAUGAAGAGGCUGAGGAAUUAAUGAAGAAAAUUAAUGAAAAGCCUGCUGUAGAAUGCAGAAGUCUUCUGGACAAACUUCACAGACUGGAGCAGGACUGCCUGAAGAGAUUCCUUUUUGUAAAGCAAGAGGAAUAUUUUGCAAAGGCUUAUAGAGAGCUGGCUGUUACCCAAAGAAAGGAGCUCCAUACCAUCUUUUUUACACAGAUAACAAAUGCCACUUUAAAGGGAGAACUGAAGUUGGAAGCAGCUAAAACAUUAGUGGAAGGUUACUCUAAAAUACAGGGUGACAUUGAAGAGCUAAUGGAUUUUUUGCAAGCUUGCAAGAAAUAUCAUCUGAAUAAAAGAUUUUCUUACAGAGAAUAUCUUAUAAGUAAGAUACAGUCAAGAAAUUCUCGUGUCUCUGCUCUUAUAAAUGCCGCAGCAGCCCAGAUAUCAAGUCUCAUUACUAAGACAGAAAGAGCAGGUCAUCUACCUGAAAGUCAUUUGGGAAUCCUGCUGGACCGAGCUGAGACUGAAAUUAAUUUUGUUAAACAGAAAUUUGAUCAUGAUUUAAAACAAGAAAAGCAGAAGCUUUGCCAGAAACUCAUUACCAGGCGAAGGCGGGAAAUGUUGCAAAAGCAGAAAGAGCACCAGAAGGAGCAGCUGUCACUAGGAGACCCCUACAAAACUACUAAUGAGAUCUCUCAUUACCUGAGACACUGGAAAAAUCUUCUGAGUGAUCACACCAUUGAAUUUGAAGAACUUACUGAAAAGCUGGACAAUGAGGCCAGCGAAGAGCUGAAGGAGCUACAAUUUAGCCUAGCAGAGAAAGCCAUUGAAGAGCUUAAACGUGUUCAGUGUGGAGUGUUUGUGCAAGAACUGGUCAAGCUCAAUGUGCCAAAGUUGUUCCUGCUGGAAGCUGUGGAGGAGCACAAAAAAGAGAUGGUGGUUAAACAGGCACAGCUUGAGAGGGAAGAACAUGACAAGAGCAUGGCUGCUGAAGAGCUGCUUCAGCUCACCAGGCAGAAGCUAAGCCAAGAGCUGGAAACAGGCAUCUCAGAGCAAAAAGAAAUAAGGAGCUGGGAACAGUCAAUAUUCAUGAUACUUCUAAGUUCACCCCUCUCUCUCUCAGAAGAAGAGUUGCUUAGAUUGAGGCAAGAGUUGCACUGCUGCUUCUCUCAGGUGGACAGCAGCUUGGCUUGGCCCAAGAUAAGAGCAAGAACCUUGCUUCAGGCUUUUGAAGUGGAGCAGAGGGACAGUGAGGUGCUCAGAGUUGAUCAGAAUUUAGCAAUGACCAACAAACAGCAGCAUUCUAAAAUGGGAAAAACAGGAUCCAAGAAUAGAAAUAAGUUAGAUAUUCUGAAGAAAUCUUUACAGGACAAAAUUUUAAUUUAUGAAGACUCAGUGAAAGAUGAAAAUUUGAAGAGGAUUAAGGAUGAGUUGCAGCUUGAAAAAGAGUGUCACCUGCGCAGUCUGGAAAACAAACUUGGAGAGUAUAUUGCUUCUUUAGCCUUUCAAAAGACUGUUAAAAAAUCCAAAAUACUGGAGCUGUAUACUGCUAUCAUAAAUGUGCAAGCUUUGCUCUUUGAACAGCUGAACACAUCAAAAACCCUGUCAAAACUGGAAUGUAUUCAGAUUUUAGAAGCACAUAAUCCUGAGGUUGAAGAACUUGACAGGAAGCUGGAGUAUGAGAUGUUGCAUAAGGAGUCAGCACAGCAGCAUCUAAUGAGUAGGCAGAGGUGGAUUCUGGAUGGUUUGGGUCUCUCAGAUGAAGCUGAGGACAUGAAUGCAGAAAGACACAUGACAAUUCUGUUAAGACAGGCCAUGAAUAAAUGUAGACAAUUUAUCAACCUGUACCAGCAAAGCUUGAGAGAUGAGCAAUGGAAUUGCGUGGUGCUUGAAGAUCUCCUGGAAAAUAUAGAAACGAAUGCAUUUUUGUCAAUUUAUAGUCAGGAGCUCCGUCUGGCAGGUUAUUUAGCUAAACUGACGAGGGUGCCAAUGGGGGUGUUGCACAGGGUCCUGAACUUGCUGCUGCCCUCCAGCUCACAAAGUGAGGUUCUUUCUGUCCUCGAGUCCAUCAGUAAAUAUUCAGAUGGUGUUGUUGAAAGUGACAGUAAUGCAGAUGACUCUGGCAGCUGUAAGAAAAGGAAGAGCCAAGAGUUGUGGCAAACACUGGAGAACAAAAUAAGGCAAGAUCUGGUAAACAGAAGUUUAGAAAAGAUCCCUUCCCUAAACAAGAGAAAAGACAGCUUGAUAAAGAAGAAGCAACUUGCUCUCUUGGAAAAAGCAGCAUUCAUUCACCUGGGACGCUCACCUGCACAUCCUCCUGUGGAACAGCCUGCUCCACCCGUUCCUCUGAGCUCUGCAGCUGCUGAAGCUGUAGAGCUGUUCGACACAGGGGAGAAGAUAUUUUUGUUCCGUGAGCCAAGUGAUCCAAUACUGGCUUUGCAUAAUUUUCCAAGAAAAAAGAAAAAGAACUUUCUUAAUUCUAAAAAGGCUGCUUGUGCAAACAUGGACUCAUAAGAGCAACUUCUAUGUAAAGUAUCAGUUAGGGAAGAGGAAGUUACUUAAAGUUAAGUAAAAUGAUGAAGAAGAAUGAAGUGUACGGUUGAAAUAAUGUGUGUUGUUUUAAUCUGAUUUGUCUGAUAUUGGAGAGAUCUAAUUUUACAGUGGCACAGUUAAUGACAUGCAUCUUAUAUUUUUUAAUUCUUGUCAAGUGCUUUGUUGCACUUGGUGAAAUAUGGGUGUUCUAUGAUGCACAUUCUGGCAGGCAGGACUCUGUGUUCAACCACUACAUUUUGGUCAUUUUUGCACUGAUUUUACCAUAGCUGUAUUUUAAUAGUUUAUACAGAAAGGCUAUUUAUUGUAUAUAGUAGGCACUGAUUUGCUAUUCUUGUAUUUAUAUUUUUGUGGUAAGCUGCAGUAUAGCAGAUGGCAUCAAGAGAUGAAGUGGAUGAACCACAUGUCCACUGUUCUCUGAUUUUAUGUUCUUCUAGGUAAUUUACUGUUUAACAUUGUGUUCCUAAUAGGCUUUGCAUGUUACUUCUGCAGUCUGUUACUAUUGUGACAGCUGCUACUCCAGAUCUCUGGCAUAUACUGGGUACUUAGCCUUACAUCCUGGAGUAACUUCAGCAUUUCUAAACUUACUUCAGUUGAGCUGUGAGUGUAGCUACAGUUCCAAACUGUUCAAUAUUUACAACCUGUUGCAGUCGUCUUCAUGGUAAAGCAGUGUUGUCACAUUUGCUCAGGAGAAAGUGAAAAAUGUAAAUGGGUAUGUAAUGCCUUCAGAAGCUCUUCUGAUUGCAGUGCUGCCAAUUUUCAAAAUUUUAGGUAUUUUUGAAGUUCUUAUUCCUGAAUUUCUCUAAAUUGAUGAGAAUAUAAUUUUAUGUUUCAAAAAGAGUUAAUUUUUAAACUUGUCUAGUUUACUCGAAGAAUCCUGUAAAUAUGAAUCCUCAAAAGAGGAACAGGAAAAAACUAAUUAAAAUAACCACAUGUAUUUGUUAAUAUUUUAUAUUAUUCAAGCCUAUUUUGAGGGGGUUGUAACUGUAUUUGAAUGCUAUGCUCUGAGGCCGCUGUGAUCAUAUAUUUUGUAUUUUUUCAUGUACAGAUCUCUGCCUUUUUAUUAACAGAGUGCCAUGUUAUUUAAAAAUUAAAAUAUUACAAUAUACAUGUAUCUGCAGUUGGCAUAUUUUCCCCCACUUCUCUGACAAGUUGAAAUAUUCAUCCCACAGUAAACAACAAUUAGUGUUUCCUACCACUACUAGCAUUAGAAAAUGUAUGCAGUAAUUAGACUGACAGUCCUAAUUAUUAUUUGGUUGCUUGCUUCAAUCUUUUCAUGGAAGUAUUUGCUGUGACAGAAAGAGGAGUGAGUUCAGAGUUGCUGUUUUAAGCGUGUCUGGAAUUCCAUCCCCAAGGCAUGGGUGGGUGGAGAGCAGGGUCUGUCCUGCCUUGGAGGUGGGCCAGAGCUGUAUAGGAGGAGGCUCAGGUGUUUCAGAAAGAGGCAAGAAAGCAAUUGGAAAAUUUGGACAGCUCAUGGCUGCAAGGAGCCCUUGAAAGCUGAACGACCUUCUUGAAUGUCAGUGCCUCCCAGGAUUUCUUUGCAAGCCCAGACUCUUCACUGGUAAGAUGUAAGAGGGAAAUGACAGUAACUCAUCACAGAUAAGAUAUGGAGGCCAAUAGCUCUAGUAGGUUACAAAAAUAAAAUGCAACAUCUGAAUAUUAAUUACAAUAUCAAUUUAUUAUCCUUAAUAGACAAUCUCUAUGUUUAGCAAUAGAAAGCUGAUUUGUAACUCUCUCACACCUCAUCACAAAUUUGAAGCGGUUCAGUGAUUGUAACUAUUCUAGCGGGGAAAGUCACGCCCUGCUAUGAGUCACUCUCAUAUCAUGCAGUACAUGUUCCAAGAAACAUCCAGGUCUUAACAUCUCUUGUGCCUUGUGAAAGAAGUACUAACUAGAAAAUAACCCACUUCAGUAAAGGGUUGGUUUAUAUUUAGCUUUGAGUCACGCAGAGGACAGAGGGCCGGCUGUUGAUUGUGCAGUUUCGUGUGUGUGUCAUAGGUAUUACCAUCCUUAUUUCGCAGCUGCUCUCCCAAAGAAUGUGUGUGCUGGACAAGCCUGGCUUCACAGUCAUUGAUACAAGAAGUAAUAACAGGCCAAGUUCUUCAGUACUUGAAACAUUGUCCAAAUCAAUUGUGUUCCCCUGGAAGUUCAUUGCUUCUCCUGUUGCCCUUGACGGUUCCCUGUGUACUCCCAUCUCCUUUACACUGUUGCCUUCCUCAACAUGAAGCCAUUCGACAAUAAACCAAAACAGAUAAAGAACAAGCAAAAGUAACUGUCUUUGGACAAUGAGACUUUAAUCCAUACAGUAAAUAACAGCUUACUGGCAAUGGUAAAUUUUAUUGAAGAAAUUGUUCUCCAUGCUAGGCUAAUAAACUGUGGCUUUGUUAGGAUUUUUCAGCAUGUACUUCAGGAAUGUUAGCUUGCAGCUAGCAGCCCUUGUGCCCCGGGUUCAAGAUUUUCAGGAGGCUUAGUUUCCUCAAGCUCCUCAUCAUUAUCAAUAACCUACCUUUCUGCUCACCUUGCUGUAUUUUUGGCUUGGGAUAUCUGGAUACUGGAUUAGCAUGCCAUACAUAUUCCUCACUGUGUCAAGCUUUUAAAUAAAAUAUUACAUAUUGAAGGUUGGUGGUUUUUAAAUAAAAAGGAUCCCAAGUGAUGAAAAAUAUUUUAGGGAAGAUGCACUAAAAAUGUUCUGCAGUGAUUGAGGUGAAAAUGCUUCCGUGGGUUGAGAUUUCCUAUCAUAAAUUUAUAUUUAAUUUCUUUAAUUUCGGUAUUGUGUAUUAAUUUAUUAUGAAGUAGAAUACAUGCUGAGCUUAAUGAAGAAUAAUUCAUACCAAGAGUGAAUAACUGGAUAUUCUGGGAGAGACUGUCAAAGUCAAUCUGUUGUAAACAAAAGUGAGAAUACCUAUAUGGACCUGGUACUUCACUACAGAAAAAUGUAAAAAUGGAAGGAUUGACACUUUGGUAGAAAUAAUUGUUAUAUUUAAUAGGUUUUAUCUUACCUACUGUUUACUGUAACUAUUUUGGAUUCAGAUCAAUUUUUUAAGUGAUAAUGUCUCUUCAAUAAGGUCAGUUCUGCAAAAUACUUGCCUGCCUUGUUUGAACCUGGGGAGCUCAUGCUGCUUUCUUUCAUUAUCUGGUAUUUACCCAGCUGCUGUUUUAACACCUUCAUUUCUUCUGGGGAAAGUUGAGUUUUUAUGCUCUUACCUUUGUACAACCCAGUGCCAAUAAUUACACUGCCUUUCAUCAGCAGCUCCAGCUUCCCAAGAGACUGACAGGGGGAUUUUCAAAGCAUCAAAUGCCAAAUUCACUCAUCUGUUGCCCCGUGCUGUGCUUAUGCAGCUUUAGGUGUACCAGCAUAAAGCUUAUUUUCCUUGCUGAGUUAUAAAGCUGUAUUGUCACAGGCUGUUGAGAGCUGUGUGAGUUCAUAUGAAUUGCAAUAUUGUACAAGUGAUGGACAUUAUCCUCCUAGCUGAGUGCUCCAGGUAGGAUCUAGCCUUUUCCACUUUCUGUUUCUCCACUCAGGAUCUCUUGUAGGAAUGACUGGCAAAGGCCACCAGCUCAGGUCUUUAGUACUGUCUUCCUACUUGUUUUCUUAUUAUUCACAGGGAGCAAGGCAGGGAAAGUCAGUUAGACUGCACACUUGUGGGCUCACUGUUUGCCUUUGUGUUGCAGACAAACUGUGACCUAAACUUAAUUUUAAUCUCAUUAAUAUAUUUAAUGAGAACUGGUAAUGUCCACCUCUGUGUUUGAGCAGUCUUGUUAUCUAAAACCACUUGUUACUUUUCUCACCUCAGCUGUAUCCAGAAGCUUGAGAAUCACACUGAGCAAAAGCACUUUGUUUUCUCCAAGGUUCAGAGAUUCCUCUGGAGAGCAGAAGACAGACAUUUGCAGGGAACAGAAUUUUGUCUACUUCUUUGGAGCAUCUUCUUCAGUUAUGCCAAGAUGCUACCUCAGAAAAGAGGCUGUGUAUUUUUCAACCACUGUUGUUUGAAAAAAGAUGACCAAAUAAGCAAAUAAAUUAAAAUGUGGAAGUGUCAGGUAUCAUUCCAAGCCAAAAUAGCCAUCACAAUCUGAGGGCAGAACUUGGUAGAUUUGAUCUCUGCUGAUAGAAUUUAGUCCUUGGUAGUGUGUAGUUGAGAAUGACAGCUGAUUACAAUAUGUGAAUGGUUUUAUAGUUACUGAACUGAGCAGAGAUAUCCCUAUGCAGGGUUUCAGAAGAAGUAAAAUAUUUCUUUCAGGAGUAUGACUGAAAGGCCAUUAUAAAAUACCUUGAGUGGAUAGAUGUGCAAUGUCUGUACCAGAUGGGAUAAAUGUGUAAUUGUUUGUUGUAUUUUUCCAAUAUAUUGUUGUUCUGCUUAUGGCUUGACUAUCGCUAGUAAUUAAAUCUUGUCGUGUCUGCCAACAGAUUUUUAUUCAUUUGCUGUUGAUUGCUAGUAAUUCAUCACUCUAAAAUUACCAUUUUGGUCCUUGUUUUAUCCUUUCCUAAGCCUCCCUUUUUUUCUUGGAGAAGGAAUAUGUUAGAGAUUGGAAUGAUUCAAACCCACAUGAAUCCCCACUUUUUUUUUUUUUUUUUUUUUUUUUUUUUUUUUUUUUUUUUAAUUUGUUUUCUCUUUAGUUGUAGGGUUAGAUGAUGGUUUAAUGAACACUGAGUAGCUUUGUCGCUACCUGAAAGACUGCUGGCCAAAUCUGGGGUACUGUACAUUGCUUUUCUGCACACAGUUUUCGAAAACAAAUGUAGUAUGCCAUGUUAAAAGAAAAAAAAAUCUAAUAAAACCCAGACAAGCUACAGAAUCUAUCAAUAUGACUUAUGUGGCUUUAUAAAGAGAUGUAAGCCUGUGAACAAAUUCUACAAUAAUGCAACUAUCUUUUCAUAGGAGAGAAGAGGAAAAACCACAUCUAAUCAAUUUGAUAUAAGUGUUAGAUUCACAAUUCCCUUUACUAACUUUCCAUCUUAUGUAACAAACCAGCAUGCUCUUAACACGAAUGUCUUUUUAAAGGGAUGUAGUGAUUUUUGUAGAAUAUGUUCCUAGUUGCAUAGGUGGUGGAGAAAAUGGAGUCUUGGUUUCCAUGGACUGGUUUCAGUCCUGUGUCUGGGUUUCAGACAAGAGCUGGAAUUAUGUGGUUCUCCCUUGUGUGAGGAGAAUGGCUCUGUGCAGCAGCCAGUGAAGUCUGUGGCUGCAGAGAACAAAUUCUGUGUGUUCCCAGUUGAAGUAGGUAAUCCUUGGAGAGGUGUUUGUUUUUGGUUUUGGGGUUGGUUUUUUAAUGAAGUCUACGAGACAAUAUAUAAAUGUAGGUUUACUUUUGCAAUCUCUGAACAUAGUCCCUGCUGUGUCAG